This is a messenger RNA of Serinus canaria (Common canary), 4022 nucleotides long. Its product is annotated as protein NYNRIN-like. Gene Ontology annotation, molecular function: RNA-DNA hybrid ribonuclease activity; nucleic acid binding. Gene Ontology annotation, biological process: DNA integration. The record is from RefSeq and is a predicted model, not a curated record. Lineage: Eukaryota; Metazoa; Chordata; Aves; Passeriformes; Fringillidae.
UGGGAGAAAUCGUGCCUACCGAUGACCCGGGGUGGGAUCCAAAUAGCAUUGAGGGGCAUCGGAGAUUGAAAAAGUUCCAGGAACUGUUGUUAGAGGGAGUAAGAACAGGAAUGCCUAAAACAUUAAAUUGGUCUAAGCUGUAUGCAGUAAGACAAGAAAAGAGUGAAUCCCCGUCGGCAUUUUUGGAAAGGCUGAAGGAAGCGGCAAGGAAAUAUACUAGUCUGGAUGUUGAAAAGGAAGAAGGGCAGUUACAGAUAGCCUUGUUGUUUAUGGGUCAGUCACAGGAUGAUAUUUGGAGGAAAUUGCAGAAGCUGGAGGGUGAGGACACCCGGAGGCUAGAUAAACUUUUAGAGACUGCUUGGAAGGUGUAUAAUAAUAGGGAAAAGGAGACAGCAAAGUGACAACAGGCUAGUAUUUUGGCAGUAAUGCAGCAGCAGGCUGGAGGACAAAGAGGCAGAGGACGUGGACGUGGUGGUUUUGGCAGAGGCAGGGGAUUCUUUCUGAAUGCAGGGACCAAUAGGGGGGUACAGAACAGGAGUUUAUAGUAGAUACAGGGGCUACUUAUUCAGUAUUAAAUAAACGUCUAGGACCAAUUAGUGACACUACCAUACAAGUGGCUGGAGCUAUGGGACAACUUGAGGAGAGACCCUUUCUGAAGACCCUCAGUUUAAGGUUUGGUGGGAAGGAACUGGAUCAUCAAUUUUUAUAUAUGCCAAAUUGUCCAAAACCAUUAUUUGGUCGGGACUUAUUAUCCCUACUCAAUGCAAAAAUUAUUUUCGAAGAUGGGAGAGCUAAGUUGGAAAUUCCACAUGAAGAAAUUGGGAAAAUUUUCAUAUUAAAAGAAGCUGAUCUAGUGCCAAUCCCGCCUGAAAUAGAACAGGCAGUAGUCCCUUGGGUUUGGGAAACAGGAGUACCAGUGAAGUCCAAAGCAGCCCAACCUGUAGUGGUGGAAUUAAAAGAAGGGGCACAACCGGUUAGAAUUAAACAAUAUCCCAUUAGGACAGAGGCAAAGCAGGGGGUGGCUCCCACAAUAGCUCAAUUUAUUACUUUAGGAUUAUUACAAGAAUGUGAAUCGGAAUACAAUACCCCUAUAUUCCUGGUGCGUAAGCCAAAUGGUAAGUACAGGCUAAUACAGGAUUUAAGGGCAAUUAACAAAAUAGUUAAGGACAUCCACCCAGUGAUUGCUAAUCCUUAUACUUUGUUAACAUCUGUGUCAGAACGCUUUAAAUGGUUUACUGUGAUUGAUUUGAAAGAUGCCUUCUUCUGCAUCCCACUGGCCGCGGAAAGCAUGAAGUACUUUGCCUUUGAAUGGGAAGACCCUAACACAGGACGAAAGAAGCAGCUGAUGCUGCUUUCCCGUUUUCCCCAGAGAUUCAGACACAGCCCCACAAUCUUUGGCAAUCAGUUGGCCAAGGAACUGGAGGAAUGGAGGACCACCCAGGUGAAAGAACCACCGUAUAGGUAUGUACUCUUGCAAUAUGUGGAUGAUAUCCUGCUAGCUACUGAAGAAAGAGGGGUAUGCCUGAUGCUAACAAUUGCACUGUUAAACAUGUUAGGACAGUCUGGUUACCGAGUAUCGAAGGAAAAGGCACAACUCAUUCAGGAAAAGGUGCUGUAUUUGGGUUGUGAGCUGAGCCAAGGACAGCGUAAACUGGGGAUAAAUCGUGUGGAGGCGAUCUGUUCUAUACCCCUCCCUAGAAAUCAUCAAGAAUUAAGGUCCUUUUUGGGCAUGGUGGGAUGGUGUAGAUUAUGGAUCCUAAAUUUUGGACUGCUUGCAAAACCAUUGUAUGAAGCUCUGAAAGAGCCCAAGCUAGAAUGGAAUACUGAGGAAAAGGCAUUCCAGGAGUUAAAGCAAGCUCUAAAAGAAGCCCCUGCUUUGGGCCUGCCGGACCUGAAUAAAGAUUUUCAACUUUAUGUGAAUGAGAGACAGCGGUUGGCAUUGGGGGUACUUACCCAACGAUUGGGGUCCUGGAAAAGGCCAGUAGGUUAUUUCUCCAAACAAUUGGACACUGUCAGUAUGGGGUGGCCGUCAUGCUUGCGGGCCGUAGCGGCCACUGUCAUACUGAUACAGGAAGCUCGAAAAUUAACAUUGGGAAGGAAAAUAGAAGUGUUCGUUCCCCACAUGGUAUUGACAGUGUUGGAACAGAAAGGGGGACAUUGGUUAUCAUCUAGCAGAAUGCUACAAUACCAGGCCAUUUUGAGGGAACAAGAUGAUGUGGAACUGAAAACAACUAACCAUAUCAACCCAGCUGAGUUUCUCCGCAGUGAAACAGCAGAAGGGGAAUUAGCCCAUGACUGCAUGGAAAUAAUUGAGCAGGUGUACUCCAGCCGGAUGGAUCUGAAGGACACACCAAUGGAAGAUCCCGACUGGGAGUUGUUCACAGAUGGAUCAAGCUUCGUGGAAAGUGGGACCAGGUAUGCCGGGUACUCUGUUGUCUCCACAACCCAAGUUAUAGAAGCCAAAGCAUUACCUCCAGGAACCUCGGCCCAGAAAGCGGAGGUCAUAGGCCUUACAAGGGCACUGGUACUCAGCGCUGGAAAGAAGGUAAACAUUUGGACUGAUUCUAAAUAUGCUUUCGGGGUAGUACACAUACAUGGAGCUUUAUGGAAAGAGAGGGGAUUACUUAGUGCACAAGGAACUAUGAUCAAACAUCACACAGAAGUUUUAGCCUUACUAGAAGCAGUCCACAAGCCAGAAAAGGUGGCCGUCAUGCAUGUACGUGGGCAUCAGAAAGAAGAAGGAAAAAUUUUCCAAGGAAAUCGCCUGGCAGAUUCGGCUGCCAAGGAGGCUGCACGGCUGGUAUGGACCCAGAUGGCUUUGAUCCCUACAAAGGUAACCCCUAUUUCUCCUUACUUAAACAAACCACCACACUACUCAUCAGAGGAUGAGAAGCUGGCCAAAUUGUUGAGGGCACAGAAAAACGCAACUGGAUGGUACGUCACAACUACAGGACAAGUGGUGGUCCCAAAACAAAUAAUGAAUGCAAUCCUUGUUACAGAGCACAAUAAGUGUCAUUGGGGAGCAGAAGUAUUGGUAAAAUUUUUGAAAAAGGAGAUGGUUUCUAACCAGAUGUUAACAAUGGCAAAGCGGGUGAAUGCAAUGUGUCCGGUGUGUCUGAAAAAUAACCCCAUAGUUAGGAAGCAAAUCCAGCUAGGUAGGCUUCAAACUGGGGCAGAGCCAGGAGAUUAUUGGCAGUUAGAUUUUUCAGAAUUACCGAGGGUUCAGGGGUACAAGUAUGUGUUGGUAUAUGUGUGUACUUUCUCAGGAUGGCCAGAGGCCUUUCCCUGUCGUACCAAUCAGGCUAAGGAAGUAAUCAGGACUCUAUUAAAAGAGAUCAUUCCGAGAUUUGGGGUACCAUUGGGAUUGUCGUCAGACCGGGGACCACAUUUUAUUGCUAACAUUGUACAGGAGGUGGCUAGAAUGCUUGAUAUCACUUGGAAUCUACACACUCCCUGGAGACCUCAGUCGAGUGGUCAGGUUGAGAGAAUGAAUCAAACACUGAAAAAUCAAAUAAAGAAAAUCUGUCAAGAAGCCAAAUUGCAGUGGCCGCAGGCUUUACCGUUAGCUUUGCUCAGAAUUAGGAUAAAGCCUAGAGAAAGGGUGGGAGUCAGCCCUUUCGAAAUUCUGUACGGGAAACCGUAUCAUGCAACUACAUUGAGGGGCGACCCACAUGUGUACGGAGAUCAGGUGAUUUUCAAUUAUGUUCUAUCCCUUCACAGAGUUCUCAGCGCCUCUGCGUGGAGCAUUGCAGUGGAAUCGACCACUGCCACUGGAAAAUCCUGUACAUGACAUACAACCAGGAGACCAGGUGUACAUAAAGAACUGGCAAACUGAUCCCCUGAGGGAAGCAUGGGAUGGUCCACAUCAGGUGAUAUUGACAACCUUUACAGCUGUUAAAGUAGCAGGGAUCGACUCGUGGAUCCACUACACCAGAGUCAAGAAAGUUCCUGCACAAUGGGAGACACAAGUACUAUCCCCAACUCAGAUGAUAAUCCGAGCAAAAGAACCACAUUAUUAAUUA